This is a messenger RNA of Scedosporium apiospermum, 552 nucleotides long. RefSeq lists its product as uncharacterized. Gene Ontology annotation, cellular component: mitochondrion; mitochondrial inner membrane. The transcript has 2 exons. Lineage: Eukaryota; Fungi; Ascomycota; Sordariomycetes; Microascales; Microascaceae. Bases 1 to 552 code for a protein of 183 amino acids. The record is from RefSeq and is a predicted model, not a curated record. Gene Ontology annotation, biological process: mitochondrial respiratory chain complex IV assembly.
AUGUCUUCCGACUCCACGGGCAGCGACCGAGAGCCCCAACCAAACCAGUCCGGCAAGCGGCUACACAUAUGGGGCCGGCCCAUCGAGCCUCCGGCUCCAAGCACCACACCCACCACCCCCACGACAGAGGGGAAAGCGCUGUCGGGCGAUGAUUUCCAGAAGAAUUUCCCCGAGACGCAGGGAAUCUCGAUUUCGGAUGCCUUCAAGACGGUGAAGCCCGAGGAUAUGUUGCAGGUGCACAAGUCCGUGUGCGGUAGGCAAGGGCUUCUAACGGGUAUUGCGGCGGGUGCGAUAAUAGGUGGCCUGCGAUUCGUGUGGAGGGGAACGCCCAUCAAAGCGGCGAACUGGGCCGUCGGCGGUUUCCUCGCCGGCGCGACGGUGGGGUUCGAACGGUGUCAAUACCUGAGGAGACUCGAGCGGAUAUCGAUGAAGCGCAUUGUCGAGGUACACCAGGCCGAUGUGGCGGAGAAGAAGCGAUUAAAAGAGGAGGAGGACAGGCAGAAACAACUACAAGAAGAAGCGGCCAAGAAGAAGUGGUACAAGUUUUGGUAA